GCUCCCUGCUCCGCUCCCGGCACCGCCGCCAUGGCAUCCAAGUGCCCCAAGUGCGACAAGACCGUGUACUUCGCCGAGAAGGUGUCCUCGCUGGGCAAGGACUGGCACAAGUUCUGCCUCAAGUGCGAGCGCUGCAACAAGACGCUGACGCCGGGCGGGCACGCCGAGCACGACGGGAAGCCCUUCUGCCACAAGCCCUGCUACGCCACGCUCUUUGGGCCCAAAGGCGUCAACAUCGGCGGCGCCGGCUCCUACAUCUACGAGAAGCCGCAGAUCGAGGGGCAGGCGGCGCCCGGCCCCAUCGAGCACGCCGUGAGGACCGACGAGAGGAAGGCCAACGCCGCGCCGCCCAAGGGGCCCAGCAAAGCCUCCAGCGUCACCACGUUCACCGGCGAGCCCAACAUGUGCCCGCGCUGUGGCAAGAGGGUCUACUUUGCCGAGAAGGUGACCUCGCUGGGGAAGGACUGGCACCGCCCGUGCCUGCGCUGCGAGCGCUGCAGCAAGACCCUCACCCCGGGGGGGCACGCGGAGCAUGACGGGCAGCCCUACUGCCACAAGCCCUGCUACGGGAUCCUCUUYGGGCCCAAGGGAGUCAACACGGGCGCCGUGGGAAGCUACAUCUACGACAAAGACCCCGAGGCCAAGAACCAGCCCUAGAGGCGCCCCCGCGCCGGGGCGCCCGCCCUCUCAUCCACGCUUCAGUGUUCAAAGGAAACGGGCGCCCGUGYCUCCGGCCGCCCCGCCGCACGCUGCCCACCCUCGCUGGGGACCCCUCGCCGCGCGAGGGCUCGUUUUGUCGUCACUUAUUUAUAAGCAGAUGCCCCCUUCUCC
Messenger RNA from Nothoprocta perdicaria, 831 nucleotides. RefSeq names its product cysteine rich protein 2 (gene CRIP2). The coding region runs from base 31 to 657 and encodes 208 amino acids. NCBI's taxonomy places the organism in Eukaryota, Metazoa, Chordata, Aves, Tinamiformes, Tinamidae. The transcript is spliced from 8 exons. The record is from RefSeq and is a predicted model, not a curated record.